AUGACUGAAGUUAUUCGUUACAUUAAAUUUAAUGACGAAGGGCCACAAGUAUGUGAAAGUUUUCUAGAUUUCUUUACUGUGAGUGAAAAAACAGGCGAGGGUCUUUUUGAAAGUAUCGCUGAAAAACUCAAAAAAGAUGGUCUAGACUUGAUGGAUUGCAGGGGCCAGUCGUAUGAUAACGGGGCAAACAUGGCUGGGAAAUAUAAGGGUGUCCAGUCAAGGAUUGUCCAAGAGAACAAACUGGCCUACUUUGUCCCAUGUUCAGCACACUCAUUAAAUUUAGUUGGGGUUCAUUCGACAGAGGCGUGUGUUGAAGCACAAUCAUAUUUUGGCCUUAUAAACAGCCUUUACAACUACUUUCAUGCGUCAACAUCAAGGUGGGAAGUUUUAAAACAACAUGUUCCCCUUUCAUUAAAAUCAGAGAGUAAAACAAGAUGGUCAGCAAGGAUUGACUCUGUGGAGGUUAUAUAUAAACAUAUGGACAAGGUGCUGUCUGCACUUGAAGAAUUAACCACCCAUGAAUUCUCAUCUACAGAAACAAGAUCUGAAGCUAAAUCUCUAAUUAAGAACAUGAAAAGGUAUGAAUAUGUUGUAAUGACAUGCUUUUGGUACUCAGUCCUCAAGAAAAUUGAUCGAGUGAGUAAGUUUUUGCAAAGAGAGGACACAACAGUAGAUAAUGCUGCAAGAAACAUACAAGUCUUCUAA
Molecule: messenger RNA, 705 nt
Organism: Photinus pyralis (common eastern firefly)
Lineage: Eukaryota; Metazoa; Arthropoda; Insecta; Coleoptera; Lampyridae
Product: zinc finger MYM-type protein 1-like
Exons: 1
Coding region: 1-705 (234 amino acids)
Source: RefSeq, a predicted model, not a curated record